Molecule: messenger RNA, 414 nt
Organism: Bacillus rossius redtenbacheri
Lineage: Eukaryota; Metazoa; Arthropoda; Insecta; Phasmatodea; Bacillidae
Product: zinc finger protein 211-like
Exons: 3
Coding region: 1-414 (137 amino acids)
Source: RefSeq, a predicted model, not a curated record
AUGUUUGGGGUCCAGGGAUGGGCGUGGUCAAGCACGGAGAGGCAGAGGGCCAGCGGACACAUGUGCACCUCCUGCGGGCGCUCGUACAAGAGGAAGUCUGCGCUCACCUCGCACCAGAACCACGAGUGCGGCAAGCAGCCCCAGCUCCCGUGCCCCUUCUGCCAGUACAGGUUCAAGACACGCUCAAACCUCAACCGACACCUGCGGAUGAUGCACCUUGCCGAGCUGGAGGGUGGCGUGCUGUGCUGCCGGCAGUGCGGGCGCCAGUACAAGUGGCGCAGCUCGCUGCUGAGCCACCAGCGCCACGAGUGCGGCCGGCGCCCGCGGUUUUGCUGCCCGCGCUGCCACUACCAGAGCAAGGUCAAGUCCAACAUGGUGCGGCACUGCCGCCUGCACCACGGGGCUGCCUUCUGA